AUGGCUGGAAUAAUGGUGAGUGCUUCUACUGGUGUGAUGAACUCUUUGUUGGGUAAGCUGACAACCCUCAUGGGAAAGGAGUUUGCAAGGCUGAAGAACCUGCGAAAAGAAGUGAGGUUCAUUAGCAAUGAGCUUGCCUACAUGAAGGAUGCUCUUGAUGGGCUUUCAGAUCUUGAAGAGCUAGAUUCACAAACUAAGAGGUGGAGAGACUCGGUGAGGGAGAUGUCCUAUGACAUUGAGGACAUCAUCGAUGACUUCAUGCAAAGCAUUGGUGAGAAUGGUAAAACUACUGGGCUUGUUAGCAAUACUGUUCGACGCCUCAAAACUUUGAGGGCUCGUCAUUGGAUUGCUGGACAAAUUGAAGAGGUCAAAAACUUGUGCUAG
Messenger RNA from Triticum turgidum subsp. durum (durum wheat), 384 nucleotides. NCBI's taxonomy places the organism in Eukaryota, Viridiplantae, Streptophyta, Magnoliopsida, Poales, Poaceae. The record is from the annotation of a GenBank genome assembly.